Lasiodiplodia theobromae is the source of this 1848-nucleotide messenger RNA. Its product is annotated as Apolipoprotein B-100. The transcript is spliced from 4 exons. The record is from RefSeq and is a predicted model, not a curated record. Bases 1 to 1848 code for a protein of 615 amino acids. NCBI's taxonomy places the organism in Eukaryota, Fungi, Ascomycota, Dothideomycetes, Botryosphaeriales, Botryosphaeriaceae.
AUGAUAUCUGGUGACACCUUGACUGCGGAACCUGAACAGAUGGUGGAAGACGGUCAUAUGGCAAGCUCGAGCGUCAGACCCGGCACCUCCGAUGAGCAACGCCGCAAUGGCCCCCACGGACCUGGGAGGUGGUCGGACGACAAGUGGACCAAAGAGAUUUUGGAGCAAAGCGCGAUAUCACACUGGCAGUCCAAAAUGGAGCUCCGCAUCAACCAAUUUCGAGAACGUGCAAGCACCGAUGAAUGGAAAGAAAUCGAAGCAAGCCGCGCGCAAAUGAUUCUUUUGGUUGAAGAGGCUCGAAUAGCACAUGACACGCGAAACCCGGAUCGAGAUGGGAAAACAGCGACUAUCCGGGACAAUAUCAAGAAGGGGCUGAACAACGCUGCUCAAGUAACAUUUACCUACGUCCAAAUGUUGGAUGUAAUGGUCAGUCAAGCUCCAGAGCUAGUAGCCAUAGCAUACGGCGCAGUCAAGAUCAUUUUGGCGGUUCAAGUCAACUUGCAGGAGGUGAAGGAAAAGGUACCGGCGUUCAUGAAACGAGCAAGCGCGAAAUUCGAGGCGCUAGACCACCUCACAGCCUAUCGCCCGAGCCGCAAUCUCGUAUCCGCAAUCUCCCAAGCAUACCAGCUAUACAUCAAAUUCCUCGCGAAGGCUGUGAAGCUAUACACAGAAUGCCGAGCAAAGAGAAUGUUGAAAGCGACCAUCCAUCCAUGGAAGAAUAGAUUCCAGAGCAUUGUCGACGGUAUCGAGGAGAUUUUCAGCCAUAUUCGUGAAGUUUCCCAGCACCAUAACGAUCUGGAAACGCAUUUGGGUCUCCAAGCGACCAGACAAGUUCUCAACAUCGUCAGGAAUCAGCAGUCCAACGGUGAACGGAUGCUUGCCUUGCUGGAAAGGCUUUCUCAAAUGGUCCCUGUCAAUUUCAACAAAGCCGAAGAUAUCCGGGAAACAGCAACCGCCGUUCGGCAACAAGUGGAUGAGGUCAUGGAUCAACCGUGUUUGGAACGCCAGCGCAGCCAGCCCCCGACUGAAAACGAGACAGAUAUCGAUGAAGACGGCAUGAGCCCCUCAGAGGUCAUUGAUCGGGUACUCAAUGAUGUGUUUACCGAUCUAGCGCAAGAGGAAAGCCUCAAUGAUGCUGCCCGACGCACAAGAGCAAUUAUGGAGUUUCCAUCGAUGCACGACUACAAGCCUAAACAAAAGGGGCAGCUUAAAUCAGAGAGGCUUAUCAGCUGGCUCCAGUCUCCGGCCUCACAGCUCCUGUGGCUUGAUGGAAACAACCUGUUGACUGUGUCUGACUGCAACAUGCUGUUCACCAACCCUCUCAUCCUUGUGGCUGAAGGAAACUUUGAUUCCGCCUUAGUCCUUCGCCAUAGGUACGAAGACAAAGCCUCGGCUGGAUCCUAUGUUGCGCUGGCGCAAUCUUUGAUAUCUCAAAGCCUGAGAAAGAACCCUGAUAUUUUCCCCAGCAUCCGAUCGCGCAUGGGGAAAGAGACGGCCACUAAUCUGAACCACCUCUUGGAUCUCCUUAUUGCAUGCUUUCACAAAAUUAACGCUUCCUGUGUUCUCAUAAUCAUCGACGGUAUCGACAAGAUUGGCAUAGAGCAAGCGCAGUUGGAAGAAGCGUUUGUCAACCAGCUGGGUCGAGUCAUGAAUGAACCAGAACUGCUAGUCAAGGGUCCCGUUCGCGUAAUCGUGGACCAAACCGCAAGCUCACCCGGAGAGAUUCCGGCACAAGAAAUUGCCGAUCAAUAUCCCGAGAUGAAAGCUGCGGAUGUCAGGCCGGGGUUGCUUCAUAUUUGCUCCCAUGUCCUGAAUGUGCUCAUCUUGCAGGACUUUCGAUGGGGUUAG